AAAGCAUCCAGUACCCAUGAUGCCUUGUGGUUCAUUUUGUAACCUGCUCAUUGCGACCAACAAACCCCAAUCGCCAGGCUUGACCCAAACAUAGUCUCUGAGUGCAUUUGGUCGGAGGCGCUGCACCGGCCAGCUCUCUGCUGCCAUGCCUGGAACAAACCAUUCCGCCGCCUUUCCGGGGGGGUGGUCGCGGUGUGAAGAACUACAGGAAACGCAGAGGGGUGUGUGUGUUUCCCUUCCAGAACCAGUGAUGGCUGACCCACUGCCUCCACACCAGACUGAAGCUCUGCUGAAGAAGUUCCCACAAGGAAGCCUCCCCAGUGGGAAGGAGGCGACCAAGGACGGCCUGCAUGCCAGAGGCCAGUGGGCCAGCAAGGCCGAGUUCCUCCUGGCCGUGGCUGGGCAGAUCAUCGGCCUGGGAAACGUCUGGAGGUUCCCCUACCUCUGCUACAAAAACGGAGGAGGUGUGUUCUUUGUUCCCUACCUGCUGUUCCUGGUGUUGUGUGGCAUCCCCCUGUUCCUCCUGGAGACCUCGCUGGGACAGUACACCAGCCUGGGAGGGGUCAGCGCCUGGAGGACUAUUUGCCCUUUAUUCGGAGGACUCGGCUAUGCCAGCCAGGUGAUGAUCCUGCACGGUUGUGUGUACUACAUCAUCAUCCUGGCCUGGGCUCUCUUCUACCUGUUCUACAGCUUCCAGGCGGAGCUGCCCUGGUCGCACUGUAACAACACGUGGAACACCGCGGCUUGUGUCUUGUUCAACCAACACAAUCAGACGGUUAAUGCAAGCGGCAUGCCUGAGAACGCCACCUCUCCGGUUAUGGAGUUUUGGGAACGGGAGGUUCUCCGCCUGUCCAGCAGUUUGGACGAACUGGGUCCAGUCAACUGGAAGCUGGCGCUGUGUCUGGCCGUCGUCUGGCUCAUCUGCUACUUCUGUGUCUGGAAGGGAGUCAAGUCCACCGGAAAGGUGGUGUACCUGACGGCCACAUUCCCAUAUGUCAUGCUGUUUGUGCUGCUGGUGCGAGGUGCCACUCUGCCGGGAGCGAUGCAGGGCAUCAUCUACUACCUCAAACCCAACCACACCCGCCUGGCAGACCCACAGGUAUGGAUGGAUGCAGGUACCCAGAUAUUUUUCUCUUAUGGAAUCUGCUUGGGAAGUCUCACAGUGCUGGGCAGUUACAACAAAUACAACAAUGACUGCUAUAAGGAUUCUUUCAUGCUGUGCCUUCUGAACAGCUGCACCAGUUUCCUGGCAGGUUUCGCCAUCUUCUCGGUGCUGGGCUUCAUGGCUGAGGAGCAGGGCGUGGACAUAUCCGCCGUGGCCCAAUCAGGACCUGGUCUUGCUUUCAUCGCCUACCCAAGAGCUGUAUCCAUGAUGCCUCUGCCCCAGCUCUGGGCCGUCUGCUUCUUCCUCAUGAUCAUCAUGCUGGGGCUGGACACGCAGUUUGUGAGCCUGGAGGCCCUGAUGACGUCGGUGGCCGACCUGUACCCUCACGUGAUCCGCCGAGGCCACCGCCGAGAGCUGCUGCUGCUGGUCGUCUGCAUCGUCUGCUUCCUGGUCGGGCUGGUCAUGGUCACGCCGGGUGGUCUCUAUGUGUUCCAGAUCUACGACCAUUUCUCCUGCAGUGGAGCCAGUCUGCUGCUUCUCUCCAUCUUCCAGUCUCUGGCCAUCGGCUGGGUCUACGGAGCCGAGCGCUUCUGCGCCAACAUCAGGGAUAUGACGGGCUACAACCCCUCGCCUGCCUUCAAGCUGUGCUGGAAAUACUUGACCCCGGCUGUGUGCACUGCCACCUUUGUGUUUUCCCUGGUGCGUUGGUCUCCGCUAAAACUGGUUAAAGGGCUGGUCGCUCCUGCUUGGGCCACCAUAAUGGGGUGGCUUCUUACCCUCUCGUCCGUCUCCCUGCUUCCUAUCUGGGCCAUCUACGCCCUCGUCACCACCCCGGGGACCCUGCCACAGCGCUUCCAUCGUCUCUGCAGCCCCACCAAACCCUCAUCCCUGGCCUUCCACCCGUUCUCCGCCAACGGCUCGGCGCUCGCCUACAGCCCCACGCUGCCUCUCACUGAGAAACCAAAGGAGACGUUCACAGGGAUCACGCAGGACCAGAAGACCUGAUAACGGUCGACGUCGGCCCAACGCCAGACGCCGCUCAGCCAGUCAGGUGUGCCGAACUGGAGCUUUAACGCAGCUGGAUCCCGAUAGAAGAGCUGGAUGACUGAGAGACUUCAUUUACAGACUGAAUGUGUUCCGGUUUUACAUCAGAGGAUUUUAAAGUGUGUUUGAACUUGGAGGGCUCCACCACUGUAUUCUCUGCAUCCCACAAGCCACGGCAUGCAGGUGUACAUUUAAAGCUGGGGUAGGCAGCAUUAUGUUUGUUUGUUUUUUUAGUAUCUUCGGGUAGAAAUGUAUAUAAUCUUUAAAGCAUUUUGUAAUUCAUUUGUUCUCGAAGGAAACUAAACUUCUGCAUAUCCUUUUGGCUCUGUUUUCAGGGCAGGUAAGAACCACAAAGUCUACAACAAAAGGAAGAGGGGGCGGUGGUACAUUGGGUUAGAUGGAGGAUUUUUGGGUGAAGCUACAAAUGAUGGUUGUAUAUUUUCAAAUUCUAACUUUUUGUUUGUUUUUAUCCAAUAUUUCUGCCUACCUCAGUUUUAAUGGAGCAUUCAGGUGACCAGAUAUUUACAUUUCAGACACAUGAAUGCGAGAUUUUGUCGGAAGUUGCAGAAAAAAUACGUUUACAAUCCACCAAGUAUGUCUGGCAGCACAUGACGGAACAUCAUGUUUGAUAUCUGACAGCACUUGUGUGGCUCAGGUUUGCUGUUUCGAGGCUUCUACAGAAGGUCCAGCCCUGAACAGGGACACAGUUUGCGUAACCUUUAAGAGCAGCUCCACGCCUCGUUCCCGGCCACCAGAGUUGGUUCUUGUAAAACAGCACACACUCCUGGAUCUUAAGUGUUGUAUUUCCUUAAUUAGCGACUCUCUAGCUUCAUUUUUAUUUACAGUUACUGUAGAUGAGGACCAUGUAAUCGCAACCCCGAGAGCUUUUCAGUGCAACUAAAUAGAGAUGCAGAUGUUCCUUUUUUUUGCCAGCGUUACACAGUUAUCAUUACUUUUUAUCCUCUCUAUGAGAGCUUGAGAGAUCGCCGCUUGUGCUAACAUGUCUGCUUAGGUUUUGACUCUCCGGGGAAUAUGUCUUGAUUUGUUUUGGGUGAAGGUAUCAUUAAGAAAUGACUCCAUGAGUCAGACAUGAAUUGUACAGUGAUUUAUCAGGAUAUUUUUGGUUUUUUUUAUAUGCGCUUCACCCUCUCAUGGAGUUAAAUGGUUCAAAACACACCUUCGACCAAGUUGAGCUGAUGCAAGAGUUGUGUUAGCCGUUCUUUACUGCCGAUUUACAAAGUGCUAAUUUGAUAUAUUAGCACUUUAUUGCAACAAAACAACUGACAAGUAAUCUAUUUUCAUCCAUUACAUAUAUUUGUUGUUUUCAAAAAGUCAGCAGCAAAGUUUGCAAUUUUUUUUUCUAAGUUGUUUGAACUGUACAUGUCACGCGCAGUUUAUACAGAAAGCAUUAUUAGCACAUAUUUGCACUGUAACAAAAGUCACUUAUCAAGCUGGGAACCAUGCAAUCAUAGUGUCUAAAUCAGACCUCCACUUUUUUUUUUUAAGUUUGUGUACCAAAUGUUUAAGUUAAAAUGUUUUUUUUAAAUAACUCCACCACUCCAUUCUGAUUCUUUUUGCAGAGAGCUUUAACUGUAACUGUUUGAAUGGUAACAUGCGGUAGAGGUGUAAUGUAGGGACGUUUAUAUUAUUAGAAGAAGAGUCGCAUGGAAACACGGUCUCAUGUUUGUUUUCUUUAUUAACCCCUGACAACAUGUACAUCUGUCUGGAAAAAGGUAUUUCAUAAUCAGCUCUCGCCCCCUUUAACUAAAACAACUCAUAACAUCAUAUUAGAGCAGAGUGUGCAGGCAAGACCAUGCUUUAAUAAUUUACUUUACCACCUACUUGCCUUUUUUUUAUCAUCAUGACAUCUUUUUUCUUUUUUUUCAGUGUCUCAGUGGGGUUUUUGGUUGCGAUGUGAAAUCAACUUACUGUACUGUAAGUGUGGGACAGAAUGUACCUUUCAUUUCUUGAGCAAAGUGUUCGAUAACGAUUUAAUCAGUUCCUUAUGCAAACUUGAAACUGCUGUCAUUCAGACCUGGAUCAGUGUGUUUGAUUGAAAUCCUUUUUCAAAACGUUCCUCAGAGAUUAAUUUAACAAGAAGAAUCCAUCUGGUGUCUUUUAAAAGGCUUUCAUUGACUUCACACUGAUCCAUGUGGGUCAUCUCUGUUUACAGGUGUGCCUCUUUAUUUUAAAAUGGGCUUUUUUUUGUAUGUGUACCAUUUAUUUUCUUUUCUAAAAUGAAUACAUCUUUCUCUCUCUCUCUAUAUAUAUAUAUCUGUAUAUAUAUA
Amphiprion ocellaris (clown anemonefish) is the source of this 4437-nucleotide messenger RNA. RefSeq names its product sodium- and chloride-dependent GABA transporter 2-like. Lineage: Eukaryota; Metazoa; Chordata; Actinopteri; Pomacentridae. The record is from RefSeq and is a predicted model, not a curated record. Bases 146 to 2110 code for a protein of 654 amino acids. Gene Ontology annotation, biological process: sodium ion transmembrane transport. Gene Ontology annotation, cellular component: membrane. The transcript has 15 exons.